Messenger RNA from Drosophila mojavensis, 544 nucleotides. RefSeq names its product endocuticle structural protein SgAbd-6 (gene Cpr65Ay). The coding region runs from base 127 to 465 and encodes 112 amino acids. The transcript is spliced from 3 exons. NCBI's taxonomy places the organism in Eukaryota, Metazoa, Arthropoda, Insecta, Diptera, Drosophilidae. The record is from RefSeq and is a predicted model, not a curated record.
CAUUCGCAGUCGCUGGCAACAGUUAACAUCCAGAAACGAAGACGAUUAGACUGAAAUAAGAGAGUAAUUAGUUCGAAUUCUUGCGAGGAUAUUCAUAAUACAAGUUAUAUUAAUUACAUAUAUGCAAUGAAAUUCGUACAGUUGAGUGUAGCUUUACUGCUGCUAUCGCUGGCAUGGGCUGAAGAGGCCGAAGAGCGUCAGGAGGAACUGCAUUUCGGCUUUCAGACAGAGAAUGGCUAUCAUCGGUCGGAGGAUAUUACCUACAAAGUCAAAGUGAAUCCGGAUCAACAGUUAACUGAACAGCCGGAGAGCGAGUCGACUCCCAAAUCUGUUGAGUAUCGCGGUGGCUACAGCUUUAUAUCGGCCGAUGGCUAUGAGUAUCAGGUGUUGUAUAAAGCGAACAAAAAUGGAUUUCAACCCUAUGUGACAGCGCACAAGGUGAAAUCGGCGAAGGAUAAAGCUUAAAGAUCUAAUAUGUGUAUAUACAAAAGUGUGAUCUACAAUAUUUAAAAUAAAAUCAGAUAUCCAUUAUCAUUAUACGAUA